AUGGAUAUGGCCAACAUGCCCGGCAUGAAUGGCAUGGCCACCAGCACCACGUCCACCUCCUCUACAGUGGCACAGAUGGUCAUGGCAACCGCUAAAGCCAUGUCACCCGCAGCCAUGGUACCUACAGCUAUGUCACCCACGCCAGCAACAAGCACAACGAUGGGAGGAGCAGCAAUGGCCUCGUCCAUACUGAACAACCCGCAGGCGGGCAUGGCAACCUCAAUGGCAACGAUGAAGGAUAUGUGCGCACUGCCAGGCAUGAGCCAGAUGUGUCAGGACAACACUCAUAUUGUCAUCGGGACAUGUAUCGGUCUUAUGAUUCUGUCGACUGCCGCUGUCUUGCUACGUUUGGCCUCGAGACGUGUCUCGGCGCUAUCGUUCUGGUGGGAUGACGCCGUGAUAAUAUCAAGUUUGAUGGUCUCUUUUACGUGUUCCGCGCUUAUGCUCGUUGAUGCCAAAAACGGAGUGGGCCGACAUUUCGAAACGGUCCCCGAGUCGAGCGUCGUGUUACUAUUCAAAACGACCGUCGCCUACGAGAUCCUCUACUGCGUCUGCGUAACCCUCAUCAAGAUCUCAAUCCUGCUCUUCUACUACCGUCUCUUCGGCGUCCGCAAAGCCUUCAAGUACACCUGCUACGCCCUCCUCGCCCUCGUCACGUGCUGGUGCAUCGCCAUCGUCUUCUCCAACAUCUUCCAAUGCAUCCCCGUCGAAGCCGCCUGGAUAAGGCCGUAUCCGCACAGCAAAUGCAUCAACAACAACGCCUCGCUCCUCGGGACCGCCGUCACCAACGUCUUCCUCGACAUCGUCAUCCUCGUGCUCCCCAUGGUCCCCGUCUGGAGUCUCAGCCUCACCGUACGGCAAAAGGUCACCCUCACGGCCAUCUUCCUCCUGGGCGCUUUCAUCUGCGGCGCCGCCAUCGUCCGCGUCUGGGCCAUCCUCAACAUCGACCAAACCGACGUGACCUGGUCCUACGUCCGCCCCCUCAUCUGGUCCGCCGUCGAAAUCUCAACCGGCAUCACCUGCGCCUGCCUCCCCACCCUGCAACCCCUCAUCCAAACCUGCCUCGGUCGCCGCUCCCUCUCCAGCCCGUCCCGCAAGUACCAACCCCACCUCGACAUCUACAACAACAAUAACAACAACCACAACAGCAACAAGAACGCCAAAUACGGCCCCGGCCUCGGCUACGCCGUCGCCGUCCGGGCCCACGGUCGGCCGCAGAUGGUCGGCGUCCGGAGACCGAACGCGAACGCGGAGUUUUACCGGUUGAAGGAGAGGGGGCCCGGCGUCGAGGAGAUCGUCACGUCCGCGUGGGCGAGCAGGGAGGGGUCGGGCCGGGCGGGGGGUGGUAGUCGGGGGCCGGGCGCGGGUUGGAGCGUGGAUGAGGGGCCGGGCACGGGUUGGAGCGAGGAUGUGGUUCCGUUGAAGGGGAUCCGGGUCAAGGAUGAGGUGCGGGUGGAUACGAGGUCGGAUAGCGGGGGGGCUUUGUCGCCGGUUUAG
Molecule: messenger RNA, 1497 nt
Organism: Letharia lupina
Lineage: Eukaryota; Fungi; Ascomycota; Lecanoromycetes; Lecanorales; Parmeliaceae
Exons: 5
Coding region: 1-1497 (498 amino acids)
Source: RefSeq, a predicted model, not a curated record